This is a messenger RNA of Linum trigynum, 690 nucleotides long. NCBI's taxonomy places the organism in Eukaryota, Viridiplantae, Streptophyta, Magnoliopsida, Malpighiales, Linaceae. The record is from the annotation of a GenBank genome assembly.
AUGGGGACCCUCCUUGGAUCAGCCCUUGGUCCGGCGGAGAUGGCAACUAUCCACCGGUCUGCCUCAUCUGGGGGACUCUACAUUAGGACGAAGAUAACUCUGGACCUUCAACUCCCACUCCCUGACGAGGUGGCUGCUGCACAUGAGGAUCCCGCAAAAGGUAGCUUCAAGGCUCAGGUGAAAUUUGAAUCCCUGCCCCAAUUUUGCUUCCUUUGUGGGGUGGUUGGUCAUGUGAACAGGUUCUGUCCGAAGAAGGAUGAACUCUCUGGCAAUCCCCCAAGGUAUGGAAAACAUUUGGUGGCAAGUGAAUUUGGGCCUUGGUUGAAUGAGGCUACGCUAUCAAGGAGACGUAAGCGGUUUGUGUGGACCUUGGCUGGGAACAACCAUGGGAUAAGACCAUCUGAGAGACGAGUGCCCACCAACCUCCUCUGUGCUGCACCGACCCAGGUUGCUUCUUUGCCAGUGGGGAUGACAUCACACCUUAGCAAUCUGCGGAUUUCCACAACGAUGCAGACUGAAGCUCCGGCCAAUCCCCCGCGGUUUUUCCAUCAUCAAGACUUGGACCUGGGCGAGUUGAGGGAGCCAACAGCAAAAAGGGCUUGUUUAGGCCCUCAAGUGACAUCUGACAUCACAAACAAGGAUAGUAGGGUGGAGGUAGCCGGCCCUAAUCGGUCCCCAACUGAUAGAUGA